Pararge aegeria (speckled wood butterfly) is the source of this 5019-nucleotide messenger RNA. RefSeq names its product NACHT and WD repeat domain-containing protein 2. Lineage: Eukaryota; Metazoa; Arthropoda; Insecta; Lepidoptera; Nymphalidae. The record is from RefSeq and is a predicted model, not a curated record. The transcript has 32 exons. Gene Ontology annotation, molecular function: protein binding. The coding region runs from base 1 to 5019 and encodes 1672 amino acids.
AUGGACGACCGAACUGUGGACCUCAUAUUCACCGGCUCUUUGAAGCUACUGCCACCAGUCAGCUCCAAGAUCGUGAGGAUAUUCACCAGUUCCACCUUCACAGAUACAACAAUGGAAAGAAACACCCUAAUGGCCAAAUGUUAUCCGCGGAUCAAAGAUUAUUGCCGAGAGAAACACGGGCUGGAAUUCCAGGUUGUAGACAUGAGAUGGGGGGUGCGAGAUGAAGCCACUGAUGAUCACAUGACAACAGAGCUAUGUAUGAGAGAGAUCAAGAACUGCCAGCGUUUAUCCAUGGGGCCAAACUUUGUAGUAUUUCUAGGACAGAAAUAUGGAUACCGGCCCAUACCAACCUACGUGCUAUCAUCAGAACUGCAGAUGUUAAGAGACGAGCUGGCAGCUGGUGGAGUUGAUGUCAUCCUGCUAGACACUUGGUAUAAGAAGGACUCGAACGCCGUGCCCCCGGUGUCAGUUCUGCAGCCUAUAUCGUCUAUAUUGGUCAACUUUAAUAACAAGAGAGUGCCAAAACUUCAGGCGGAGGAUCAGGCGGUUUGGUGGGACACGCUCACCAAAAUGCAGAAGCUAUUCCGCAAAGCAUCCUUACAACUUUACAAUACUGGCAAAAUGGAUAAAGACGCUAUGCAUAAUUACUUUAUGUCCGUAACUGAAAGAGAAGUAAUAAACGGCGUUCUCAAUGUAAAGAAUACUAAAAACCACUGCCUCGCCUACGUAAGGUACAUCAACAACAUCAAUCUACAGAACCUGAAGAAGGCCAGCAAUUUUGUCGACAUCCUUAACAGGAGUUUGGAUGCUGAGGCUUCUAAACUUUUGGCUGAUCUGAGGGAUGUCAGAUUACCAAAUAAGAUUGAGACUACUAAUAUACAAAAGUAUACUGUAGAAUGGAUAGGACGUGAUGGGCUGGACAAUGAGACUCAUGGCGAAUACCUCAACCAUUUUAUAUCACAUUUCUAUAAAAACAUUAUUAAGCUGGUUGAUAGGGCCAUGCGUAAAGAGGACAGCAGUGCACAAGGACAGAUAGUGACAGAGAUAUUGCAACAUCUGCAUGCGUGCAACAACUCGGUCAAAGUGUUUCAUGGAAGGGAGGAUGAUCUGAACUUCAUCGAGAACUACAUGUUGAAUGAUUCCGACAAACCACUUGUUCUUUAUGGAGAAGGUGGAUGCGGUAAGACCAGCUUGCUUGCUAAGAGUUCUGCGAUGUCCUUAAAUACAUGGUUUGCUGAAGUUCGACCAACUAACAUAAUCAGAUUCCUCGGAACUACUCCAGAUUCCAGUGCAUUGACGCCCACACUUAUAUCUAUAUGUCAACAGAUAUCCUACAACUUCGCCUUACCUUUCGAGGGCAUACCCGAUGACCUUGUUCCCCUCACUGCGCACUUCAAGCAGCUUCUCACCAUGGCAUCACAGCAGCAACCAUUGCUCUUGUACCUGGAUUCCGUUGACCAACUCACUGGAAUCGGCACUGAGAACAAUAAAGUAUCAUGGCUUCCUACUAGACUGCCACCACAUUGUAAGAUUAUAGUAACUUGUGCCUGCGAGGAAACCAACCCUGAAGUGUCAAAAGAAUAUGAUGUCCUUCGGCGGAUGAUUGACUCGGAAGAAAAUUUCCUAGAAGUUAAAGCUUUGGGUGAAGAUUUGGCGAUGCAGGUUUUGAAACUUUGGAUGGCGUCAGCCGCAAGAGAUCUGUCAAACUACCAGUGGAGGUUGGUCUCCAAUGCGAUAGGCAGUUGCUCUUUACCCAUAUUCGUCAAGCUGGUGUUCGCUGAGGUUUGCAGAUGGCGUAGUUACACGAAACCUACGGACACUCACUUGGCAUCCACAGUUAUGGACUCCAUCAUGAUGCUAUUCGAGAGAAUUGAGAAACAGCACGGCAGACUUCUAGUAUUCCACGCUUUGGCUUACAUCACUGCAGCCAGAAGUGGUCUCUCCGAAACCGAACUAGAAGACUUGAUAUCCUUGGACGAUAAGGUCCUUGAUGACGUUUACCAGUACCAUCUUCCUCCUGUGAGGAGGAUACCACCUCUGCUGUGGACCAGGAUCCGAAACGAUCUACCGAACUACCUGUCCGAGCGCGAGGCAGAUGGUGUUUCCGUGAUGAACUGGUACCAUCGCCAGUUCCGGGACACGGCCCGCGAGAGAUACUUCAAGAAUAUGAACAUGGCUAUGUACUUCCAUUCCAUGAUUGCUGAUUAUUACCUGGGGAUAUGGGGUGGUGGUACUCCCAAGCCCUUCAAGUAUACGGAGAUACAACGUCACAGAUUCAAUCUCGCGGAUAGGGAAGGUGUGGCUGACAGGAAGGUGCCGUUACAGCCUCUCGUGUUCACAUCUGCUGAUGGCUCAUCGAAGAGAUACAAUUUGCGAAAGUUCGGCGAACUGCCCUUUCAUCUCGUCCGCUCAAAGCGCUUCACGGACCUGUACGCUGAGGUGCUGUUCAAUUAUGAAUGGCUCCACGCCAAGCUCAACUGCUGCCCGCUCCAAGCCGUGCUCGCCGACUUUGAGGACGCUAAGCUGCAUGUGAAUAAGGAUGCUGUCAGAGAGCUAAUGUUAGUAGCUGAUGCUCUACGUCUCGGAGGUGCGAUAUUGGGAGCAUACCCAGACAUGUUAGCUCCACAGCUGGUCGGAAGGUUGUUACCAGAAGCUCCUCACAACCCUGCUGUGUCAUCCCUAUUGCACCAGUGCCACGACAAAGGAAAAAACCAUUGCGCUUUAUUGCCAUCCCAUCAUUGUCUUCAUACUCCUGGAGGGCCUUUGAAGUAUUCAUUAGAAGGGCAUCAGUUUGCAGUCUUUGGAAUCCGUCUUAGCUCGGACAAACGUUACGUGGUCUCCAUAUCCAGUAGAGUCAUAUCUUGGGACCUCUCGACUUCAGAUCUAGCUAGAGAUCUAUGUCCACAACUAGAAGGAAUUAUGCAGAAUCUAGAGCUAUCUCCAGAUAAUAAAUGGGCGGCAGCGUGCACAAAUAACUCUGUCUCGAUCCUUCUAAACAUGUUGACGAGUGAAUACAUCACAAUUGAAAAUCCGUUGGACGAAGGUGAGACAGUUAGAGGUGUAUAUGCACUAAACCAUCACUUCUUCAUCUACGGCCCAAGCUCCUGGGUCCAGUACAGCAUGAGAGGAGAGAUUGAAGACACCAAACCUGCUCCAGAUGCUACUCCUUACGAUGAUGUUACUUGGGAGAUAUUAUUAAUGGAGUUUCGGGAUCUAGAGAACUUUGUCGUGGUGAUGUGGAGCGGCGACCUAGAUGAUGAUCGGUUACUGGUACACUUCUGCAAAUCUGGGGAAUGGAUCCAGCCCUUGAGAUGUAGGGGAGCUAUGACCCUCAACAAACACUGGACUAGAAUUUACACUAGUGACCCUGAAAGAGGAUAUCAGAUUUCAAUAUACGAGCUUAAUGAAGAACAAUCAUGUUGGGACAAGGUGGAAGAACUGAAUCACCGAGAAACUGACACCGCUGAAGCAAUGCUACAGUUGAAGAGAGGGAAGAAAGACAGAAUGUUAUUAGCUACCACUACGUAUAGUUUUGUGGUUUGGGACUUUAAUAAUGUUAUACCAAGAGGAAACCACGAAUCUGAAAAAAAGAAUGAAGAAGACAAUGACAAGAAAGAAGAUGAGGAAGAAGCGGAAAAGCAAGACACAGUUGCAGAAAAGGACAUGCGUUUGGACGGGAUUGUUCUGAAAUUGCCACAUACUAUCAGAAAUAUAUCAACAAAGAUGACUUUAUCUAAUUCUUUUAUGAUCAGUAAUAAUAACACUUAUGCGGUCGCUGGUGUCAGAAAGAGCUUAUACGUAUGGAGUUUGGAAACAACAAAGUUGAUCAAGAUUCUAGACGCCCAUUUUGGCAGAAUCGUCCAACUAGAACCGCUCACUGUGGGAGCUUGGAACAACGUUAUAACCUCCUCAAUCGACAGGACUGUAAAAAUAUGGAAUAUUGACAACAUUUUCGAGCAAGUCCAUAAAAUUGAUAGACAAGAGUUGCCUAUUGAUUCUAUCAGUUUAGCUAGAGACCAACAACUAGCUGUAACCGUGACCCGAAGCUGCUGGGGCCUUUGGGACACCAGCACGGGAAGGCUUCUGGCCCAACUAGCGGACGCUCCUCUUGGGGCCAUAGUGACCCACGCUGUUAUAACACCCACUGGAGACAAUGUCAUCACUGCUGAGUCGGGCAACGUGGUCAUGUGGGAUACUCCUGAAAAACAGGUAAUAUUCAAAGAAGAGCAGAAGGGUGUAAAGCAACUUCUCCUUCUAGAGGAUGGAACGAAACUUAUAACUAUUUCAAUGGUAGUCAGUGCUGCCAAUGUAGACAACGUGGCCAUAGCUCAUAUAGUUGCUAGAACUAUACCUGAUGGAGAAAGAAUCUACACAGUGGACUAUGAGGUCCGUGGUACGGGAUACAGAGCAGCGGUAGUAUCAGCUGACGAGCAUCACAUCGUUGCGCCCGGGAUGGACAAGUCUUCCAGGGAGUGUCUGCACGUGUUCCACGCUAGGACUGGUGCUAGACUACACAGGAUUCCCAUCAAGAACAGUGGUAUCAAAGACAUGCAGUCAAUAGUGGCUUUGCCUCACAAGCCACAUUGGGUUGCCGUGGUGGGAAACGACAAAGCUGGAAUAUUAGAUAUCAAGACGAAGAGGCAUGUCAGAUUCGUCCCCCGAUGGAACGGGGCUUGCACGAGAGAUGGAAAGACCGGUCUUUGCGCACCUUCACGAGGAGGCCUGGACCUGAUUGAGCUGAAACGAGGCUCAUCAGUCCAGCAACUCAUAUCCCGCGCCGCUGAGGGUGUGUUCUCCAUCAUCACGAUGUUCAGCUCCACGGAUGACUACGUGUUCUACUACCACAGUGGGAGAAAGACCUUGAGGGUUUUCAGAACUCUGGAUGGUAAAGCAAUAGCGGAGUAUAGGGCUCCAGCUGAGGUGACGGGAGUGGCGAGCGCGCACGCGGGCAAAGCCCUAGCUAUCGCCUCGCAAGAUGGAUGCCUUACUGUACUCAAUAUCGUUGACCCGCAUGAGUAG